Messenger RNA from Osmia lignaria (orchard mason bee), 711 nucleotides. The record is from RefSeq and is a predicted model, not a curated record. Lineage: Eukaryota; Metazoa; Arthropoda; Insecta; Hymenoptera; Megachilidae.
AUGCCCACGAUUGAUAAGUACUCCCUGUGGAAACUUGGCUUAGGGUUGCCAUCCGAAUUUCAACCCUACACCAGCAACACGGACGUGUCGAAACUUGAAGCAUUCCAGUCACGCGCCGACGGAAAUUCGCUCAACAUUUGUUUCGGUUGCGGAAAGAGGUACAAGUGGAGGGACAGUUUGUUGAGGCAUCAAAGGGUGGAGUGCGGUAACAAAGAGAAAAAGUUUUCUUGCAACCUGUGCCCGAAAAAGUUCUACCAUCAGUACAAAUUGAACGAACAUUACCAGGAGCGGAAGUACUCGCCAGGUGCAGCGAUCGAAUGGUACUAUCAGUAUCAGACUCUGUAUCUUCGAUUGAUGGCGGAAAGUCAUCAAAUGGCCACCGAGAACCCGGCUUCCGAAGACGAGUGUUCCAGGAAGAUCGAGGGUACCGGAAACGACGACGAGGACUCGGCCCGUUCGGAGGAAGUACUGGAGAAUCUACCGAACGCGGUUUCGUUCAUCGGAAAGAAUGCUACGGCCACGAGUAUCCGCGAUUCCUCGAGCUACUCAUGUCCCCGUUGCGGAAAUGCUUACACGAGACCGCACUCGUUGAGCAGGCACAUCCGGUUCGAGUGCGGCGUCGAACCGCAAUUCGAAUGCCCGGUGUGCCACAAGAAAUCGAAACACAAGCACAACUUGGUGUUGCACAUGAGAACCCACCAGAAACAUUAA